CUUAAUUAAUUCUAUCCAUAGCAGCCAUGGCCGAGAAGGGGACAAUAAUGGUGCUCGAUGUGGACCUACAGUGCUCAAAAUGCUACAAAAAGGUCAAAAAACUUCUCUCCAAAUUUCCUGAAAUACGAGAUCAGGAGUAUGAUGAGAAGGCGAACAAGGUGACAAUCAAGGUGGUGUGCUGCUCGCCGGAGAAGCUCAGGGAUAAAUUACGCUGCAAGGGCGGUCGAUCCAUCAAGAACAUUGUGAUCAAAAAGCCAGAAGAGGCUAUCCUCCAAAGAAGGAGAAGGAAGAAGAUAAGAAAAAGAAAGAAGAUAAGAAAAAGGAGGAAGAGAAGAAAAAUCCUCCAGAGGGGAAGAAAGCCGAGAAAAUCAAAUUUUGUCCACAAUCAUGUAAACAUGUCGUUGCCUGCUCCAUCAUCUUCAACCUACUUGACUCCGUAUGUUUAAUUACAUGUAUGUGUGUUAAUUUUGCUUUCCUCAAUCAAGUACUACUCUUUUUCUUUUUCUUUUUUUCUUGUUCCUACUUAGUUCUUAAUUAAGAAAAAGAACAAUAAGAUCAGUGUGUUCUGUGAAUUAUAUUUAUAUGUAUGAUGCACGGGAUAAUUUUGUUUAUAACCAGAAAUGUAUGUUAUUUUUAUUUCUUAAUUAAGAAUUGUAAGAGUGCUUGCGUUUGGUUUAAAUAAAAAUCAUUUGUAUUU
Molecule: messenger RNA, 697 nt
Organism: Rubroshorea leprosula
Lineage: Eukaryota; Viridiplantae; Streptophyta; Magnoliopsida; Malvales; Dipterocarpaceae
Source: the annotation of a GenBank genome assembly